Messenger RNA from Spizellomyces punctatus DAOM BR117, 1356 nucleotides. RefSeq lists its product as uncharacterized. The record is from RefSeq and is a predicted model, not a curated record. The transcript has 2 exons. The coding region runs from base 179 to 1105 and encodes 308 amino acids. NCBI's taxonomy places the organism in Eukaryota, Fungi, Chytridiomycota, Chytridiomycetes, Spizellomycetales, Spizellomycetaceae.
GAUUUUUGUUCAUGACAAGGAAGCCCUUCAGAUGCAAAUGUUUGAAUCCUGGCUGAAUCGCUUCAAUAUCACGUGAUAGUCUGCGCCACAUGACAUUUGGCACGUAGCAACCUAAUCCUGGUGUCGGGGAGAUAGUGGGUGGUUGACUGCUUGUCCCAAGGGCGACGUACCGACCAUAAUGCAGUCGCAGCCUUCACUUGCGACCUUAUUUACCCGCCUGCGGGUGGGCGCUACGACUUCCCAGGGAGCCUCGUUGGUUUCUCGUAGAUGCCUUACAAGUGGACGUGGUGUCCACCAGCGAGGGUCCGUUGCGUCACCCGUCACAAAAGCCAUUCCCGGUGCUCCAGACAGGAAUGGCAGAUCACUGGCUCAUACCGCCUUCUUUGCGGAACACCGUCCGUUGGUACCCGAGGCAGAGGUCAUGCUUGCGAGGGAAACAGCGUCAAUGAAGGCGGAGGCUAGCUUGAAGAAAUCCGAUAGUAUCGACGACAUUGCGCGCUACAACGACGAGUACGCAAAAAUCUUCAAUGCCUUUACACCUUUCCUUCCUCCGUCCGAGCACGCUUACACCCACGCCCACGAGUCUGCUAUCAGGGCCUCCCCGCCAAAAGCGGCUCACUCCUAUACCAUUGCAGACUACCUAAAUUAUAAGGCUAUUUCCAAGGGUGUGCCCUCCACUGUCACACCGCCUGUCCGCAACACAGUCAAAGCAGAGGAAAGUGUUAUGGAAUCAACCGACGAACUUCUUCUGGGUGCCUUCUUUGCUUCCGCGAAAUCACCUUCAUUGGGGCUGACCGCGGCGUCGCGAAAAUAUCUGGCAGAUAUGCACGGCAGUGGGAUCUUUGGGGAUCUGGCGUUGGAGAAAGCUUCGCAUUCGGGUGGUAUUGCGCUCAAGGGGAUGGGCAGACGGAGGCGCAUGAUACGGGUACCUGGAUCGGAUGAAAAGAAAGGUCAGAUGAUGGAAGCUAUUAGCAUUUUGAAGCGGAGAAGAAAGAAGAUGAAGAAGCACAAGUGGAAAAAGCAGAGAAAAGAAGUCAGGGAUUCGACUAGGUACAAUAAAGAGCGGAGAAAGAAAGGUGGUGUGCAAAGGGAGAAACAAGAAUAGGAUCAUUGGCGGGUGUCUUGGUGCUUGGGCAUGGUUGGGCUACGUACGGCGCGCAUUCAAAGGGUCAACAACGCUUGACAAUUAUGAUCCGAUGUUAACAUGAUAGGCAUUACAGUAAUUUACUUCAUAAGAGACUGCUCUAUUCUGUAUUUGGAUGCGUUGAAUGAGCUAAUAGUUGACGCAUGCACAAUGUCACACCUGGCGAUGAAAACAGGGAACCAAGACUAAUCCAGUAACUGAUAUAACUCUAA